Prorocentrum cordatum is the source of this 477-nucleotide messenger RNA. NCBI's taxonomy places the organism in Eukaryota, Dinophyceae, Prorocentrales, Prorocentraceae. The record is from the annotation of a GenBank genome assembly.
AUGCUGUCGGCCGGGGACUCGGACUGGUUGUGCAACUAUCAGGUGAAUUUGCUCAGGGACGCUAAUGAGGCCACCUCCCUUCAUCAGGAACUGGGUCCCGCGGAACCCUACGUGGACCCCUUCUUGAGGAACAACCCCACCGCCUACUCCGACUUCCUCCACCUCUUGUGCGACCGCGGGAUGCUCGAAUGGACCCUGGCCCCAAAGGAUACCCACACUAUCGGCGUGUUUUUCGCGGCCAAAAAAGACGGUAAAAUUCGGGUUAUAUUCGAUGCCAGGGUGUGUAACUACUCGUUCAAGGACCCACUCUCCACUCGACUACCUACUGCAUCUUCUCUCAGCCAGGUCGAGACCGACGGCCCGGUCUUCGUUGCAGCGGGCGAUAUCAACGCAGCUUUUUACAGGAUGGGCUUGCCAUCGUUUCUCAGGUUCCUACUUCCCUGGUCAUCCUGGACGGUCUACCGGCUGUGGAAGUGA